AUCGGCUCCUUUUGCACGGCCAUGGGUCGUAUCUUCUACUUGGCGUAUUCCGGCCUUCAUGCCUUCAUUGCGCUGUUGAUUCUUGUUUAAUCCUUUGGCCGUUAAACUUUUGUUUCUCAAAAGUUGGAACUUUUGGCCUGGGGUUGUUGUCAUAGUAACAAGCGGUGUGACCGUCCUCAAGACUCGCUGAUCUGCGCUGGACUUUCUGAAAGUCAUCCGACGCUUGACUCGGACCUUGUUGGGGGGAAGGAAAACGUUACGUUCAGCAGCUGCUUCUACUCAAGUUGGACUGCACUUUAGAUAAUGAUGCUAACGAGUUGAUGAAAAACUACUCCCGCUUCACAAUCUGUUGUUCACGACAAUGAAUUCCGAAGACACUAGCUUUCUUGAUAUCUUAGCAGCCGUCGCCGAUCACGAACAACCUCUUGCGGUGAACACCGCGUCUGCGGAAAUGGACAAGGAUUCCGACACUGUACCUACUCCCGCGGACGCUGAACCAACCGAUGAGGAUCUGCUCUCGCUAUUUCCAGCCCAUCCGCCAGAACUGCCUGUGGAAGAGCAGAUCGCCGCUGAAGAAGAAGAAGACGACGAAUUGGCCGCAAUUUUUGCCGAUCCACCACAUAUGACGUCCACAGCACCUAAAAUAGAUGUUUCCGCUCCAAUACCUUCCCAUAGUCCUAUAUCUCCCGCCAUAAUACCAUCCGCAACUCUCUCUUCAGCAACGGCCCAGGCGCCGACGUCGAUGAUUGCGUCCUCUUCGAUACCUUCUCAAACAACGAUUCAAUCUCCAGCGCAUCAUAUACAACCUAGGGGAAGCCUUCCCGGUACGCCAAUGACUUCACGAUCGUCUACUCAAGCACCAACUGCGUAUACUUCACCCAUGUCCACUCUUGCUCCGGGGAUGCCGGCGCCGUCGAUAGCGAGCCCCGUCACUCUGCCAAAAACACCUGCAUACCGACCAUCCCCCCUCUCUGGAGCACGACCCUCACCCGCCCCCUCAACCCCCACCACUGCCCCCGUGUCACUUGGUCCUCAGCAGCUCCUACAAAAUCUUUUGAAGCAGGUACCUGCUGAGAGACAUCCCGAAUUUCUCGAGCUGUAUAGACAACUACAGAGUAAAAUGCUCAACAAUGACCAAUUUCUUGAUCGAGCAAAAGGCAUGCUGAACGUUGCUGCAGCAAGGCAGCCCAGCAGCCCCAGCCCAUAUACCAAAGGACCAUUAUCGGCACAGACAUUUGGGGCACCAGGUGGUGUAGGCCCAGUUCUGGAUGAGAUGAGGAAACGGCAGGCGGAGGCAGCUCAAUACGCGUCCCCACUCGGCGCGAAACGGAUGAGGCCUGACAAUUUUUCAACACCAGGGCGCGUGUCAAUGCAAUUGAAUAUGGCUUCACCAUUAUCCAAUGCUGCUGGAGUUCCAGUCGGACUCUCUCCUGCUAUGCAAUAUCGUCCAGCAGCUUUUGGAACUCCUCGUCAGCCGGGUCCGGCGAUGUCCGUUAGAUCUGCAGAUGAAAUUGACCCAACUAAACUGGAUGUUCAGAGUAUGAUGGACGCGACGAGUUACACCGGUGUCAAUAUCCGGGAGGAAGAGGACAAUAUCAUGAGUACGGUCAUGAUGCCUUCAGCUGGCCAGUACCAAGUUCCUGGAUUAAGUCGAGUGAGGGAUCAGUCUUUCCUCAACAUACCCGCGCUGCGCAAGAAAGUGGAAGCAAUAGCAAAGGAUUGCAAUGUUUCGCACGUGGAAGCGGAUCUUCUCUCUUACAUCGCACUAGCAACUCAGGAACGAAUGCGAGAUCUAAUGGAACGGAUGGUGGUUGCAGCAAAGCACCGUACAGGCUUGAUGCACGAAUACUUUUUGAAACAGGAGAGAGAACGGAUUGCCAAAGGCCAGGAAGGAUUGGAGUUGCAAGUGGUGAAGCGAGAUGAUGUUCGCAGAAAGCUGGCAGUGAUAGAACGAAGGGAACGUGAGCAGGAGAAAAAGUUGAAGGCGUUGAGGGCCGCGACCGAGGAAGGCAACGUUAAUCCAGAAGUGGAUGGUGCGGAUAGCGCCCCGGCGGGAGGGAAAGUCGGCACUGUGGGGACCGCUGGUGCAUCCAAAGACAAAGAAGAGGGAGUGAAAAAGAAGAAAAAAAGUGUCAAGGAAAAGGAUAUGCCUGAAGAAAUCAAGAUGAAGCUGGCCAAUCAAGCUGUAAUGGCUGCGAUAGGUGGUACACCGUUGAAGAGCUGGAUGAUUGCGGGUACAGGCGGAGGGAAUGCAAGUAAUGGUGCAGGGGGAACGUCACUGAAGGUAGCCUCGUCUUCGAAGAAGCGAAAGUAUGACGGGGAUGGCACGAAUCGAUCUGGAGGAUUGGUUGGUACAAUCUCGUCGUCUACCCGGCUUCCUGGUACCGCAGGCGGUAGGCGCGGAACGGCGGCGGAGCAGGCGAUGCGACGAGUGACCUUGCGAGAUGCGCUGUUCUGUCUGGAGGCAGAUCAUGCCAUGACAAAAAGCCCGCUUGUGUAUAAAUGGUGGGCAAAUGUAACUUGACUGGCAGAACAAAAUGUGCAUAAAUACCCUUGGAAGCAUCAGAGCUGCUACCGUCGCCUUUCACAUGUACGGCAUUUUGCCUUUUCAACAGCAAGUGCCCACAUUCAACCCAAAUGGAAAUGGUGCAAA
This is a messenger RNA of Spizellomyces punctatus DAOM BR117, 2653 nucleotides long. RefSeq lists its product as uncharacterized. Lineage: Eukaryota; Fungi; Chytridiomycota; Chytridiomycetes; Spizellomycetales; Spizellomycetaceae. The transcript is spliced from 7 exons. Gene Ontology annotation, cellular component: transcription factor TFIID complex. The coding region runs from base 362 to 2524 and encodes 720 amino acids. Gene Ontology annotation, biological process: transcription initiation at RNA polymerase II promoter. The record is from RefSeq and is a predicted model, not a curated record. Gene Ontology annotation, molecular function: protein heterodimerization activity; DNA binding; RNA polymerase II general transcription initiation factor activity.